Messenger RNA from Cephus cinctus (wheat stem sawfly), 1830 nucleotides. RefSeq lists its product as uncharacterized. The record is from RefSeq and is a predicted model, not a curated record. Lineage: Eukaryota; Metazoa; Arthropoda; Insecta; Hymenoptera; Cephidae.
CAUGAUUUUGGUAUCGCCUAAAACGGUAGCGUUGUGCAUUCCCCUACUUAUAUCUGUAAUCUGUACUAUGGUACUACGUUACAGAAUUAUGCAGAAGAUGAUGCUGCUUUUGCUGCUCGGUAGAUGCUGCCGCCUCAAGCGACGAGUUUUCAAACUACAUGGACGCUCCACGGGUAUAUCUAUAAUAAAACUACACAGCAUACUGUAACACGCAUAAAAUAUCUUUAAAUGAACGACAAACUUAUAUUGUAAAGUCAAAAAAUGGUCGUCUAAGAAUAUUAAUAAAAUUGUAUUACACAUUUUUUUUGGUUUACUGUUUUUCAACAAACGCACUGCUGCUGCCACAUCGCGGGAGUUUACAUUACUAUUUUGUUCACCUAGUAUCCGAACGGUAACGCCUCCGUUACAGUGACGCAAGUGCUUUGAGUGCAAACAAGUUCGAUCCAAACAGUAACACGUGAUUAAAUUCCACUGUAGAUAAUUCAAAGAUAAAUAAUUGAAAAAUUGCCAUUUGACAACAACAGUGCAUUCCCAGUGACGUCGACAAUGCAGCCGAUACAUCGAAAUCCCGUACACGAAUAUUUGGGGAAGCAAGAACGCGAAGUGACAGAACGUAUCAGUUCGACUAAAUCUGAAAUAGAAAAGAUUAAAGAAGUGACGCGAAAACUAGAACGCUCUUUGUUCUACCGAUCCGUCUACGGCAUAGAUCCUAAUCCUGACUCCGACGAUGACAUUUAUACGGCCGCCGGUUGCCCGGUUCAACUGCAAAGGCAACCGCAAAAGGAAAAAAGAGACAUCCUCACGGCGGUCGAGUGUUGGCAUCAAAUAAUCGACGACAAAUGGGUACUCGGCGUAGUCUUACGGAACGUGUCAAAAGAAACAUUGCACGACCUCGACUUCUUUGUCUGCUUAAAAAAUACAAGCCACGUUGCGGGAAUCUCAACGAUCUGGAAGCAAAAUUUGAGUGAAACUAUGAGAGAGGCGCGAGUUUGUUGGAUAAAAACAAAAAAUAUUGAACCGUACGAUUCUGUUUACGAUGACGAAACUGUGGCGACGUACGCGAUGGAGUUGCCAACGUUUGAAAAAGAAACGCGAGUCGAGGCAUUUGCCACUGUGUGUUAUAGAUUGAACGACGAGGAAUUGCAGCUGCCGAUUGUACCGAAUUUCAAAUUAUCUCUAGAAGUAGCGACUGGAAGUAACGAUUCAAAGUCGCAGCAGAAUUCCAAGUACGGUGUUCUUGCUAAAUUGGCCAUUUGUGAGAAAACUAUUGAAAUUCCAAACGCUGAUAUGAGCGAGAACCUUUGGUCAAUUCUGAAACAAAAUAAGUUUCAGGAUUGUGUACAACCAUUGUCUGAUAUACCACUCAGACUUCAAAUUGUAGCGAGAAGCAGCAAGCAAUUGGGCCUGAUUGAAAAAUUGCUGAGGAAAAAAAUUUCAGAAGACACUUUAUCGUCGCAAGAUCAAAUUCCUGUCAUUGCUGCUGAUCUUGCACUGAAAAACGAAUUGCUGACGUACCUCGAGGAUCGUCAGCCUGCAAGUUUACGAGCGGAAGUGGCAAGAGUCAGAUCGGACAUUCUGAUACCUUGAUUAGUAAUUUAAAACCUCAAAAGUACAAAAGUAAAAUAUGUACAAAAGUACAGGGUAAGAUUAAGAAAAAGUAAUUGUCCCACUAGGCAUUUUUCAAAUGAUUUAUUUUGUUAAACUAUAUAAAGCACAUUAUUCGUAAUAGUAGAUGUUGCGAGUGAACGAGUGAGCGAGCGAAUGAGCAAAAGAUCGACCGUCCGAGCAAUUCGGAUUGAUUGUGGUGCCUGAAUUAAUAAAAAAAAUUAG